Messenger RNA from Endocarpon pusillum Z07020, 1587 nucleotides. RefSeq lists its product as uncharacterized. The record is from RefSeq and is a predicted model, not a curated record. Bases 1 to 1587 code for a protein of 528 amino acids. Lineage: Eukaryota; Fungi; Ascomycota; Eurotiomycetes; Verrucariales; Verrucariaceae. The transcript has a single exon.
AUGUCAUCUCGACAUGGACCUAAAUUGCCUCCAAGAGCUUCGAAAGGUGGUCAAGCGCGUGCCUCGGAUACACCUACUCCAGGGCAAGAUUCGCGUCCAGCUACAUUGAGCGGAGCACCAGGCAUCACACGACAGAGGACUCGUGAAUCUGAGGGUGCUCAAGCGAUCCCCGCAGCAUCCACAAAGCGCGAGCCUCGCGCAUCUGUACCUACUCAGCUGGCGUCAGCUGCUGCUGGAAUUAAUGAUGAAGCAGUCUUGGAAAGCCUCCCAUCUGAUGUAAAAUCUGCAGCAGCAUCAUUGGCACUCCGACCUCCAGUCAGUCGACGGCCAUCGAAGCCUAGACUGCGGAGGGCUCUCUCUGCAGCUACAGAGUCACUACUGACACCGGAGGAAGAUAACACCAGCAAACUGUCCGGAGCAUCCUCAUUAAGGUCUACUGGGUCAGGGUUAUCACAAGGCUCGGGUCCAUCGGCAUUUAUAGAUCCAAGUGCCCGUCCAUCUGCUAUUCCAUCAAGAAAGAAUUCUGACCAUCGAGCUCAAAGGGCUCGACUUACUGAAACAACCCAAGCACGACUAAUUUCUGAAGGCAAUCAUGACAACAGACCUACCGGAGCAUUUACCGGAUCAGUGCCAUCACAGUACCCUGCGCCAUCAGCCUACACAGAGCCCAGGCUUCGUGCACAUCCUGCUGCAGGAGAAGCUACAUCAGCACCUUCCCUGGCCUCCUCUCAGCGUCCAGGCGUGAUGUACAUGGACCGGGGUGCAGCACCUCAAAUCAACCUGACCCCGGGGAGAACUCAGGCUGUACACCCUGGCCUCGCUGCUGACACACCGGUCGGAAGGCAUCAACAGAUGUCACACCUUCCAAGCCACCGUGCAGUGGCCCAAGAGGAUAGGAUACCACUACCUCAAACGGGAAUUCCUUCACUGCCACCAUCUUACAGUGUCCCACGGAGACGACGCCCGAUACACGAACACCAACAAGGCCGUGCCUCAGCUAGAGAAGGUUCCGAGGACCUAAACACGCGCGCAGCACGCGACACCCAAUUUGGCAGAGAAGCUGGUCUCCAAAGUAGAAGAGAUCAGAAGCAAGAUAUCCUUAAGGUGAAGAUUGCCAUGGUCAAAGAACAUAUUAGACUGGCAGAGAACAGGCUUUACCAUCAUCAAAACCAAGUACAUCCGCCUGGGGCUGUCGACCAACAAGCCCAGGCCGAAUUUUACAGACAGACUGAGCACGAGAUCCACACGAUGCAGAGACAGCUCAAGGAACUAGAACGAGACUACAGGCGUGGGUACGGUUCCGCAGGCAGUGGCGCCGCCGGCAGCGGUGCUAGUGAGCAGCGUGCUGGACCGUCCAGGAAGAGGUCUACCGAGAGAAGAGGAGCUAGAGACAGUGCUGACAAUCCUCCUGCCUGCAGUGCUCCUGGCAGGAGUAUGACAAGAGAAGAUGCUGGUGCUCCUUCCAAUCGCGUAACCGUAACCGUAACCACUGGACUUGGUGGUGAAAGCGAGCAUACCGCCAGUCAUGCCCGGAAAAGCCAUCGGAAGUGGAAGCCAUGCGCGGAUUUGCCGCAGCAAUUCGAGUGA